AUGCGCAGAGGGGAAUUCCCAGUGGAUGCUCUGCCGGCCUGGUGCCUCCUGAACGAUGUCACAUUCGUCGACGUCAAAGUCGCCGACAUUGAGGGCCGAGGACUCGGCUUGGUGGCUGAACGAGAUCUGGUCAACGAGGAGGACCACUAUGAGGUUCCGACACUUCUGGCCAUUCCAAAAGAGCUUGUUCUUUCGGCUGAAGGCGUCGAGGAAUAUGCCAAAGAAAAUAAGGAUUUCCGACAGCUUCUAGACGCCGCCGGCCACCAGUCUACUAGGGGUGACAUCUUACUGUUCCUGUUGACACAGCUUGUGCGCUCGUCGCCUGAUUAUACAGGUGGACAGGGGGCCAUGACACCGUGGACUCAGUACUUCAGCCUCCUACCGACGCAGGUGCCAGUCCCUACUAUGUGGUCCGAGUCAGAGUUGUCUCAUCUGAGGGGCACUUCACUUGAGUCGGCAGUGUCCGCCAAAUUCGCGGUAUUGACCAAGGAAUUUGACGCCAUCCGAGAAAAGACAAGUGAAAUAUUGUAUUGGGAUGAAAUACUCGCAGUCGAUGGAGCCGUGACGGUUCGUGAUUGGGUUCUACUUGAUGCUCUUUACCGGUCCCGCUCCCUGGACUUGCCGAAGUCAGGGGAGUCUAUGGUACCCUGUCUCGACCUGGUCAACCAUUCAAGUUCUGCCACGGCUUAUUUCGAGGAGAACAGCAAAGAUGAAGUAGUUCUCCUGCUGAAGAAGGGGUGUGGGGUGCCCCAAAGCAGCGAGAUCACUAUCAGUUAUGGACAAGACAAGUCGGCGGCUGAGAUGUUGUUCAGCUACGGCUUCAUCGACACGAAUUCGCCGGCUAAAAGCAUUGUUCUCCCCCUAGAGCCCAUGGACGACGACCCCCUGGCAAAAGCCAAGCUCCACGCUUUUGGAAAGCCGCCGGUCCUGGAGAUAAAGGACGACGAUAGUGGUGUGCCACAGUGGUCUGCCCCUUUCGUCUACCUCAUGUGCCUGAAUGAGGAAGACGGGCUGGAGUUCAAGAUCCUACAGGCAACCGAUGGAUCUCGCCGUCUGAGCAUGUUCUGGCAAGAGACCGACAUCACAGACGAGCCAUACGCAAUCCCGGAACUUAUAGGCAGCCAUGAGUUGGCGCAGAUAUUUAAACUUCGGGCUGUCACUGUCAUCCUGGAGGUAGUUCAGCAGCAGCUUCAAGAACUGAGCCCUGGCGAAGAAAGGUCAGAUGCGAUACCGGGUCUGGCUCGCGCAGAGGUUCUGCAGGCGGCGUCGCAUUUGAGAGCUGUCGAAUCGGAUCUCCUCAAAAGAGCCUUGCAGGUUCUCGACGAGCAGAGAACGCAAUUGCUUGCAGAUGAUUCGGUGCUGGCUUAUCUCGGAUCAAUGGAGGCUACCAAUAGCGACCAGAUCGUCCCCGAGGCGUCCAAUGGCAAUGAAGACCUGAGCUGA
This is a messenger RNA of Anthostomella pinea, 1443 nucleotides long. Lineage: Eukaryota; Fungi; Ascomycota; Sordariomycetes; Xylariales; Xylariaceae. The record is from the annotation of a GenBank genome assembly.